AUGAUUUCAUCCAUGAAAGACCAUGACUGGCCUGAAGAUCGCGUCGACAUGCACAUUCAGUUCUGGUCAGCCUUGCAGACCCACCGCUGGCGUCAUGCAGCAGACCCGCUCAAGCAGCGUGCACUCCUCCUGUACCAAGCACAGCAGCGCCGCAGAUGGCAUCUAACUGCUGGUACAGUGCGAGGAUGGAGCUUAGAAAAGAUCAAUCAAGACUUGCUCCUCGAAGCGAGAGAAGAACUAUUCAAUGAACAGCACGAGAAACUAACCAUCAUAGCAAUACAGGAACCUCAUCCUGCAACAACAGUACACGCGGCCAUCACGUGCCUACAGAAAUACUUCCAAUGUAUUACCAAAAAACUGCGAAAACUCGCGUGUUCUUACACGAACCACUCUUUACACUGUGCGCCAUACCCUCGGGCUGUCGUAGCAAGCAGCAGCCAACUACGUCACUCGCACGCCAGAGUUGCAACGGCCCCAGCAGCCGACCGCACCCCAAAAAUGCCCGCUACCCCUGGCAGUGGAAUCAGCAGGGAAUAA
Suillus paluster is the source of this 537-nucleotide messenger RNA. RefSeq lists its product as uncharacterized. Bases 1 to 537 code for a protein of 178 amino acids. The record is from RefSeq and is a predicted model, not a curated record. The transcript is spliced from 2 exons. NCBI's taxonomy places the organism in Eukaryota, Fungi, Basidiomycota, Agaricomycetes, Boletales, Suillaceae.